AUGACUAUCAAAGGUAUUCAAAUUGCAAUUGAUCGUGGGGGAACAUUUUGUGACGUUAUAGCAAAGAUUCCAAGUCAAAACGAUUAUGUAUUCAAGUUGUUGUCAGUGGAUCCUCAAAAUUACAAGGACGCACCAACAGAAGGUAUAAGACGAGUUUUAGAACAUGUAAAUGGUACAUCAAUUCCCAAGAGUGCCAAAUUGAAAUUGGAUCAGAUCCAAAGUAUCAGAAUGGGUACGACUGUUGCCACAAAUGCAUUGCUUGAAAGGAAAGGUGCAAAUGUGUUGUUGGUUACGACAAAGGGGUUCAAGGAUGUAUUGGUGAUUGGAAACCAGACUAGACCUCAUAUAUUUGAUUUAACUGCUAAAAAGUUGGGUCAUUUGUAUAAACAAGUGCUUGAAAUUGAUGAAAGGGUGACAAUUGAGAAUUUCUCAGAAGGUGGUGGUGAUAAAUUGCCAAUUGAUAAACUGAAAACUAAUUUGACGGAAGGAGUUACUGGUGAUACAAUUAGAAUUAUCAAGAAACCAGAUUAUCAACAAAUUGAAAAGGAUUUACAAGCUGUUUAUGAUGAAGGCGAAAUCAGAGCAAUUGCAUUGUCCUUACUUCAUGCGUAUGCAUAUCCAAAACAUGAAGCUGAAAUUGCCAAGAUUGCCAAAAAGAUUGGAUUCGAAGUCUCAGUCUCACAUGAGUUACAACCAAUGAUUGGGUUUGUCAAUAGAACUUCUUCAACUGUUGCCGAUGCAUAUUUGUCACCCGUGAUCAAUGAGUAUAUUCAAAAUUUUGGUGCUGGAUUUGAAGGUGGUUUAGAUGCUUUUGGUAAUAAGCUUUUAUUCAUGCAAUCAAACGGUGGGUUAUGUCCAUGGUACAAAUUUACUGGCCUCAAGGCAAUUUUGUCAGGUCCAGCUGGUGGUAUGGUCGGAUUUGGAGAAACUUGUUAUGAUGAAACUUCCAAGAAAGCCACAAUUGGAUUUGAUGCUGGAGGUACAUCAACUGAUGUUUCUCGAUAUGAUGGUCAUUAUGAACAUAUUCACGAAACGAUUGUAAGUGAAAUCAAUUUGCAAACUCCUCAGUUGGAUAUAUCGACAGUUGCAGCUGGUGGUGGGUCCAUUUUAUUUUGGAAAAAUGAUUUAUUUGUCACGGGACCCGAGUCAGCAGGAUCUGAUCCAGGUCCAGCAUGUUAUAGAAAAGGUGGCCCAUUAACCGUUACUGAUGCAAAUUUGUAUUUAGGGAGAUUGGUUCCUGAACAUUUCCCAAAAAUUUUCGGUCCUAAUCAAGAUCAAGGAUUGGAUUAUAAUAUUGUUGAUAAGAAAUUUAAAGAAUUGACAGAGCAAAUCAAUAAAGAUCAAGCAUCAAAGGGAAUCAAAUUAAAGCCCGUUGAAGUUGCUAGUGGAUUUUUGAAAGUUGCUGUUGAGUCAAUGGCUAGACCUAUUAGGAACUUGACGGAAGCUAAAGGACAUGAAACGUCUAAUCAUAACUUGGCUAGCUUUGGUGGAUCAGGUGGUCAGUUUGCUGUAUCAUUAGCUAAGAACUUGGGCAUUACCAACGUUGCUGUGCACAAAUACUCCUCGUUGUUAUCAGCUUAUGGUAUCCAGCUCGCAGAUAUCGUCAUUGAAAAGCAAUCACCGGCUUCUAUCACCUAUGCUAAGGAGAAUUUAUCUGGUCUUGAUAAAAAAAUUGAAUCACUUGUUGCAGCUGCACAUAAGGAUUAUCAGAAACAGAACUUGACUGAUUUCACCACCAGGUUGGAGGUUUUGUUAAACAUGAGGUAUGUUGGUAGUGAUACUCACUUAUUAAUUCCUACAAAAGUUGGUGACACCGAUGCAGCUGAGAAAUUUAUCAAGAGACACAAGAAUGAGUUCGGUUUCAAUUUAGAUAGAGAAGUCUUGGUCAGUGACGUGGAGGUUAGGUUGAUUGUUGAGUCAAAUGAUAAAGAGAAACAUAACCCGUAUCAGGAAGUGGCUCAAUUGUCCUCAACUUCAGAACUAUCCAAGCCUGCAUUUACAAAACUUGUAUAUUUCGAAACAUUUGGUUGGUUAGACUCUCCAGUGCAUGUCUUAACUGAUUUACCAAAGGGUUCCGUUGUCAAAGGUCCAGCUGUUAUUAUUGACAACACUCAGACGCUUAUCAUUGAGCCCCGCUCACAAGCAGUUAUCUUAUCUCAUCAUGUGUUGAUUGAGGUAGAACAAGAAGAAAAACCACAAUUGUCAUCAACUACUAUUGACCCUAUUCAAUUGUCAGUGUUUGGUCACAGAUUCAUGUCCGUUGCUGAACAAAUGGGAAGAACAUUACAACAAACGGCUAUUUCAACCAAUAUCAAAGAGAGGUUAGAUUUCUCAUGUGCAAUCUUUGAUCACAAUGGUGAUUUGAUUGCUAAUGCUCCUCAUAUUCCUAUCCAUUUAGGUUCCAUGUCGUAUGCAGUCAAGGCACAAAUAAAAAUGUGGGAAGGUAAGUUGGAACCUGGUGAUGUUCUUGUCUCCAAUCAUCCAAUCGCUGGUGGAUCACAUUUACCUGAUAUUACUGUCAUCACACCAGUUCUCAAUGAAAGCAAUGAACCUGUAUUUUGGACCGCAUCCAGAGGACAUCAUGCAGAUAUUGGAUCGAUAGCAGCUGGAUCAAUGCCACCAAACUCGAAAACUAUCUAUGAUGAAGGUGCAGCUAUUGUUACUCACAAGUUGUGUGUGAAAGGAAAGUUUGAUGAGGAAGGAAUUACGAAGAUAUUGGUUGAUGAACCAGCUAAGCAACCAGGUGGCUCAGGAACAAGAACAUUAAGUGAUAACAUCUCCGACUUGAAAGCACAAGUUGCUGCAAACUAUAAGGGUAUCGUUUUGUUGCAGCGGUUAGUUGAUGAUUUCACUUAUGAGGUUAUUAGAUUAUACAUGGGUGGUAUUCAAUCCACUGCUGAAGUUGCAGUGAGGAAUUUGCUUAAGUUGGCCUAUGAAAAAUUUGGAUCACAUGAGUUGAAAGGUGUUGAUUACAUUGAUGAUGGUACACCUAUUGCAUUGAAUGUGACUAUCAACCCGGAAACUGGAUCGGCAUUGUUUGAUUUUAGUGAGACUGGUGAUGAAAUAUACGGCAAUUUGAAUGCACCAACGGCCAUUCUAUACUCGGCUGUAUUGUAUGUUCUCAGGUGUCUUAUAAGUACCGAUAUCCCAUUGAAUAAUGGCUGUUUGAGACCUAUUGAGUUCAAAACUAGACAGGGUUCCUUAGUUGCCCCAUCCGAUGAUGCCGCUGUGGUUGGUGGUAAUGUUGAAACUACACAAAGGAUUGUUGAUGUUAUGCUCAAGACUUUCCAGGCUGCUGCAGGAUCACAAGGUACCUGUAACAACUUUACUUUUGGAACUAAUGAUAAGGAAAAUGGAGUUUGCUUUGGGUAUUAUGAAACAAUCUGUGGCGGUGCUGGUGCUGGUCCUGACUGGGAUGGACAAUCAGUGGUCCAAUGUCAUACCACAAAUACUAGAAUGACUGACUCUGAAAUAUUUGAAAAAAGAUACCCUGUUUUGCUUCAUGAGUAUUCAGUUCGUUUAGGAUCCGGAGGUAACGGGUUACACAAAGGUGGUGAUGGGGUGAUUAGAGAUAUAGAGUUCUUGUACCCAUUGGAAGUAUCCUGUUUAAUGGAAAGAAGAUCAAUGGCACCUUAUGGGUUACAUGGAGGUGAAGAAGGUGCUAGAGGUAUUAACAAAUGGAUCUACAAAUCUCCCACUGGUGAAUACAAGAGUAAGUCUUUAGGUGGAAAGUGUACGGUUAAGGUUAGUGCGGGUGAUAGAGUUAUCAUUAAUACUCCGGGUGGUGGAGGAUGUGGCCAUGCUGGGUCAAAUAGAGUGUCAAACGGGAAGUCUAAUGGAACUCACUAUCCUAUCAAGAGCACGACUCCCUCAAGAUUAACUGGAUCUGUCGGAAUGAGAGACCAUAUUCAAACAACAAAUUAG
Lodderomyces orthopsilosis Co 90-125 is the source of this 3924-nucleotide messenger RNA. RefSeq names its product 5-oxoprolinase (gene HYU1). Lineage: Eukaryota; Fungi; Ascomycota; Pichiomycetes; Serinales; Debaryomycetaceae. Gene Ontology annotation, molecular function: 5-oxoprolinase (ATP-hydrolyzing) activity. Gene Ontology annotation, cellular component: cytosol. The transcript has a single exon. The record is from RefSeq and is a predicted model, not a curated record. Gene Ontology annotation, biological process: glutathione metabolic process. The coding region runs from base 1 to 3924 and encodes 1307 amino acids.